GGCCAGAGGCUUCUAGUGCAGUACUUCUGUCUUAAGGGUCAGUGUCUGCAUUUGAAGAAAGGGAUUUGGUUCAAUGCUAAGGCGAAUUUAUCUUCCUCGAUAGCGACACCUCGGGAAGCAUGGACAGUUUAUACUGUGGAUUACAACCUCAAGACAAAAGACCGCUGGUGAGAAUUUGCCCAUCUAUGAAAUAUUUCUGAUUUUUUUUUUUUUUUUUUUUGGAUCUGAUUUCCUUCUUCACAGUUCAUUGGAUCCUAUUGGACAGAGUUGUAAGCCGUCUGGAGAAAGAGCAGGUGUUGCGUUUCACUGUGGGUUCUUUGAAGACUUUUUGGUGCGUCAUUAGAGCUGCUUUAUUUAUUUACUCUACCCAUAGACAUUAACUUCCCAUUUAGUCUCAGUCUUUACUCAGCACCUGCUCUUUACUUAGCUUUAUUCUGGCUCUUCUAAAGUCGCAGUUCAAAGGAUUGGAAAGUCUCAAGAAACUGUUUGGUUUCCUUCAAGCUGCCAUUCCUCUGCCAGAACCUACUGCUCCUGCUGUGGUGUGUUUCAUCAUCACGCUCCAUAAGUAAACAGGAGAUAUUACAUGAGACGGAGAGGAAUAUCAUUCUGGAGUCUGGAGAUAACAGCCAAGAGAAAGGAAACACGGACACAGAUAUAAGCUGAUGAGGGGAAGUAACUUCAGCUGCUCUUGAAGAACUCGCAGGAGGACUGUUGCACUUGUGCAGAAGGUAAAUUUUCCUCCUAAAACCACACAACCAGUGAUGGAUGACCAGGCUGUAAUCCAGGACAGUGUGGUUGCGGGAAAGUGGGAGCUCCUGGUCUGCUAUGUGUCCCAACACCAUGGCAAAAGGAGGACCGCUUCCUAUGGGAACAGAAUCGCAGGUGGACGGUGGCUCUCGAUAUCAAUCAUCGUUCUUUCUCUAUGCAUGUUUGUGUGUGUCUGUGGGCAAAUGGAGGGGAUGGUGCACUCGAGCUUCCGCAGGCUGAGUGGCCGUGAGAAGAAAGAGAUGCAAAAGGAGAUUUUGUCCAUCCUGGGACUCCCGGGACGGCCUCGUCCACACCCGCCUUUACGUCCUCCCUCAUCUGCUCCACUCUUCAUGCUGGACCUGUACCAUGCCGUUUCAGCAGAAGAGGACGAGGGCCCAGGUGUCGGCUUCAUCCCUGAAAGUGUCAGUCAUGCCGUAUUGCCCACUCUAAGCACACACACACCGCCACUUGGCACGGUGGUCAGUGAGGCAGACACCGUCAUGAGCUUCGUCAAUCUAGUGGAGCACGAGAGAGAUCUACUCCAGUCGCGGCCCUACUGGAAGGAGUUCAGAUUCGAUCUGACGCCGCUUCCUCAAGGAGAGACAGUAACUGCUGCAGAGUUCCGCAUCUAUAAAACCCUGACUUUGGGUCAGAGAGCGAAUCGUACCCUGCACAUCUCUGUCUAUGAGAUCCAGAGGGAAAAAAGACACAGGGAACCUGAACUAGUCUUGUUGGACAUGCAGUCGGUUCCAGCGGGACAGGAAGGCUGGCUGGCCUUUGACGUAACAUCUGCCAGCAACCACUGGCUCCUGCAACCGCGAAGCAACCUGGGCAUCCGACUGUACGUGGAAACAGAGGAUGACCGCUCGUUAUCUGUAGGCUGGGUGGGUUUGGUGGGUCGCAGAGGGCCGCGUUCCAAACAGCCUUUCAUGGUAACAUUUUUCAGAGCCAGCCAGGCCCCCUGCCGUCCUCCCCGUGCUGCCAGUCCCAACACACAGCGCAAGAAAAAACACAAAAAUGAUCUACCUCACAACAGAACAGGUUUACUUGACCACACUCCUGUAAGUAAUGGACGACAGGCCUGUAAGAAGCAUGAGUUAUAUGUCAGCUUCAGUGACCUGGGUUGGAAGGACUGGGUUUUGGCUCCUUCUGGUUACUCAGCAUACUAUUGUGCUGGGGAAUGUGACUAUCCUCUUGGUUCCUGUAUGAACGCUACUAAUCAUGCAUUGAUCCAGCUUGUGGUUCACCUUAUAAAACCUGACGAGGUUCCAAAGGCCUGCUGUGCACCGACCAAACUUAGCCCUAUCUCUGUGCUGUUUUACGAUGACAACAAUAAUGUAAUACUUAAAAAACAUCGAAAUAUGGUGGUUAAGACAUGCGGCUGCCAGUAAACUUGUGUCUCUGUUUGUUUAGUGGUGGCAGUCUGCCACUGUCCCUACUGCACUAUUUCAAGCUAAGAAAAGUAUUGUUUCAACAGGACCUUUAUAUAUUUUUCUCCUGGUGUAAAAUAAAUAAGCUAUUAAAAUGAUACAACAGCUCAUUAUUGUGGUUUGUAGUAAUUUAGAAAAUAAAUCAGGAAUUUCAGUGUUAUGAAUACAGAUGUGUACAAUUAUGGAUUUCUCUUUCUAACGUUAUUACAAUCAGAAACCAUAACUAUUAAUUAUAACUAAUUGUAAUAUUACAAAAAGUUUAUGGAAUGUUAUGCUAGCGUUCAGGUGAGCGAGAUGUGUGUUAAACAUUUUGUUGAGGAAAUAAAAUCAUUGUUUUUUAUCAAAUAUAAAGUGCAACUAACAAACAGGAUAGAGCCAGUAAAAGAAACCAUUUUCUUUAAAAAUAUAUUAAGUCCAGUUGUAAAGUCUGUUUCGCCGAUAUCUUGGUCUGUAUGCUAAACUAAAGCACAACUUUGUAAGAAACAAAAUUUAUUCUUUCAUUCAUACUUUGACAUAACAGAUGAACAACAUGAGACAGUUUAUAAUAAUUUAAUUGUAAUCUUUAUAACAUAUUGUUUCCACUGAUUUCUUUCCUUGGAUGUCAGUGACUUACAGAAGGAAUUCAAGAAUCAGUGUCAGUGUGAGAUUGUUUCUCUCUGUAUUAUACUGCCACCUAUAUUCAAACUGCCUUGCAGUAGUGCACAAUAAAAUACCUUUCUCAAA
This is a messenger RNA of Clarias gariepinus (North African catfish), 2900 nucleotides long. RefSeq names its product bone morphogenetic protein 8a (gene bmp8a). Bases 762 to 2138 code for a protein of 458 amino acids. The transcript has 7 exons. Gene Ontology annotation, biological process: SMAD protein signal transduction. Gene Ontology annotation, molecular function: cytokine activity; growth factor activity. The record is from RefSeq and is a predicted model, not a curated record. NCBI's taxonomy places the organism in Eukaryota, Metazoa, Chordata, Actinopteri, Siluriformes, Clariidae. Gene Ontology annotation, cellular component: extracellular region.